GCGUCUUGUUUGUUUUAGUUAAAGAAAGUCGCUAACGAUGUACUAGUUGGCUAAGAAGCAACAUGGGUCUAGGGGACAAUACUUCCUCGUCAUCGAGCAGUGAUGAAGGCGAGCGCGAGACGAGGCACCACAGCCGUGCAGGCGGGGGUCGCGGUGCACGCAAAUCUCAGGCCAUUCUGCCCAGACCGUCGGCUUCCUCGGGCGGUUGGCUCUGCUUUCUAAUGCCGCUGGCAUUCGCGACGCGUUAUCUUCACACCCCGCCCUGCGACGCCACAGCCGAUCUGCACAAGCUGCUCACCGUGGCAGCGACUGGGAUUUGCGUGGAGACGCUCUGCUUCUUCGUCUAUAUGUUUGUGGAUACAGGGAUCCUGAUCAAGUGCCUGAUCAGUCUGCUGCCAGGCGCCAUUACGAGCGUUAUCUAUGUUGUGGCGCUGGACACGUCCUGGGCAUACGCACUGGCUGCCGGCUUCCUAAUCACUGUGCUCUAUCAGCAUUGCUAUAUUUGUGUGCUUCGCGCCCUGCCAUACACCUUUUCCUUCGGGGAGGCGGCCGUGCUGGUCCAAGGACUCGUGCUAUUUGUGUUGAACGCCACUUACCGGUUGUACGAGCUGCUCGUCCUGGAAACCAAGCCUCUCAGCGAUUUUGACCAGCUGAACGCUAUAAUGCUAAAUGCCCUUAUUUCUCUGCUUAUCUUCUGCGUGCUGCUGGCCGUUGUGCGACCUCUGCGGAAACCUGUGCCCUUUUAUUUAUCGCUCGCAGUGCUCGCCGUUGUCGUCACCUGCACUCCAGUAACCAAACCGUUGCCAUUGAUAGCGCUUCUCAACUUCAUUUUCAGAGAACAGAAGCGGCUCAACAUCCUAGUCUUUUACUUCACCCUGGUUGGCUUGACUGCCGCCACUGUGGGCUGGCAACUGCGCAAUUCGAGACGUGCCAGCACCCGAGUGCGCAAGAUAUUCCAUCUGCUGAUCGAUCUGGUCUUUAUUCCGGGAAUUGUCUACCAGUGUGCUCUGCUCUAUAUAUCAACGGGCAUCGCAUUAGCAGUUUUCACUGUGCUUGAGCUCUUUCGUCUGCUGGAGGUGCCACCGUUUGCUGCCAGACUCAAGGACGCCUUCAACUCGUUCAAGGACGAGAAAGAUGCGGGCCGACUAGCCCUUACACCCUUCUGUUUGCUCAUUGGCUGCUCUCUGCCCAUAUGGCUAACACCGUGUCCCUGUGACGCCGUCGCUGCUGGCAAUACACUGGCCCUAUUAUCGGGCAUCUUGGCCGUUGGCGUGGGCGAUACCGCAGCCAGUGUUGUGGGCUCCAAGCUGGGACGCAUCAAGUGGGGCAAAUCCAAUCGCUCGGUGGAGGGUACUAUUGCAUUUGUGGUAUCUGUGCUUCUGGCCACGUUGUUGCUUCAGCUGACUGGUUUCUUGCCAAUGACGCAGGCGAAAUGGUUUGCGACUGUUUUCGCUGCUCUAAAUACGGGGCUGGUUGAAGCGUUCACCGAUCAGGUGGACAACCUUGUGCUGCCCCUCAUAUUCUAUAUACUUGUGGGGCUCGCCUAAGUCUGAAUUUAUUUUGUAUAUAGUGUAUGUACUUUUUCAUUCCCUUCAUUUACAAUUACGCUAAGGUAUCCGCUAGUAAAUAAAUAUUGUUGUAUAUUGGAAACAUA
Messenger RNA from Scaptodrosophila lebanonensis, 1654 nucleotides. RefSeq names its product dolichol kinase (gene Dolk). Bases 63 to 1547 code for a protein of 494 amino acids. Gene Ontology annotation, molecular function: dolichol kinase activity. The transcript is spliced from 6 exons. The record is from RefSeq and is a predicted model, not a curated record. Gene Ontology annotation, biological process: dolichyl monophosphate biosynthetic process. Gene Ontology annotation, cellular component: endoplasmic reticulum membrane. Lineage: Eukaryota; Metazoa; Arthropoda; Insecta; Diptera; Drosophilidae.